UUUCAGUGUUUCAAUGCUUUAGGAGAUGAAGGCUUCCACAAGUCUUCUCUGCCCGUCAGUCAUCACACCAGCCGCCUCCCUAGGAUCCCUCAACAUGGCAUGGUGGCCCAUCAUGAAGCUCUGGAAGAAUGCUACCUUUGCUCUGAGUACAGACAUGCCCAGGGCCUGGAAGCAUUAGAGACGCAGGUUUUACCUCUGUAUCACGCUCACACACCAUAUCACCACCAUCAUCCACAUCAGUUUGUUCUUGGGAGGCCAGCCAGGCCUGAGGAGCCGCAUUCAGGCCACGACCGACGCAUUCAUCAUCACAGAUACAAUAAGAGGGUAACGCUGGUGAAGAACAGCGACCCCUCGUUCAGGAGGACCAUCAUCUUGCACCGCAGGGGUCUACGCAGUUUUGGGCUUUUCUUAGAGGAAGUUUCUGAGCUCAUGCAGUGCCACAUCAGGAAGCUCUACACUCUGGAGGGCAGCAAGGUUGACAAUGUUCAGAGUCUCAUGCAGUGCCCCAGUGUCCUUGUGUGUGUGGGACGUGAGCCUUCUCAUCCUUCCAUUGUGGAGAAUUUUAGGAAAACAUCUGAUGACAAACUUCCAAAGCUGAGUGUUAGGUCACGCUACCAUGGCUGCACUAGAGGACAUGAGGUGAAAUCAAAUAAUUCAACAAAAUCAAACAAAUUAAUAGUGGAUGAAAUUUCUGCUAUGGAAAGUUCUGACGUUCCUAAUGAAGGAAAUGGUGAAGACAAAUCAGUGAGAGCACCAAGUGCCAUGUCAGCAAAGUCAACUAUGUCAGUGAGAUCAAAAAAAUCAAAAGUCUCUGAUGUUACUGCUGAUGAAAAUACUAAGGAAAAGAUGGAGAGAACACUUAGCCCUGUGUCUACAAAAUCAAAUCGAUCUGAAAUGUUAAGCAGGUCUGAAGUCCCUUCUGUGACAGUUGAGGAAACUGAAGACAGAGCCCCUACACCCAUAUCAUCAAAGUCUAAGGUUUCAGCACGCUCAAAAAAGUCAACAACAUCUCUGGUUAAACAAAAGAAAAGUGAAGGGCGGCCACAAAGUUCUUUAUCUGUCAAGUCCAAUCUGUCCGUGAAAUCCAGAAAAUCCAAAAUAACUAAUAUUUUGACAGAUGAAGAUUUGGAAAAUAAAGAGGAAUUAAAAAUGUCCACAGCCAUUGAUGUUCCUGCUGAUGAGAAGACCAGUGAUUCUCCAAUAGAUGCAGGAGAAGUUGUGAAUCCUGAAGUCGAGAGUAAACCCACAUAUAGUAUGAAUGAGGAAGAGAAACAAGAAGGUACAAUUGAUAAGAGGAGUAGUCACUCUAAGACAAGCAAGUCAAGCAGGCAAGACACAAAAAAUGCAACUGCAGAGGUUAUUGCGAAAUCAAAAUCUGUUGCAAAUUCUGCAGCGUUAGAAACCUGUCAGAAUGCACAUCAACCAAAAAGAAAUAAACAUCAUGUGAUUUGUCACACAGAGUCAAAUGAAAGUGAUUUGUCACAGACUCUGUCCAGUUCAGAUAUUGUCAAAGAGAUGUGUGAGACUCAAACUACCGGCGAAUCAAACUCCAAUGUAUCUAAGAGGAUAACAAAAGGUCCACUGGAGUCUACAGGGAGUGAUAGAAGUGUCGGGGAUAACAAAAGUGACAAAAGAAGCAAAUGCAGACGGAAGACCACAGAAGAUGCUGAUGACCUUGAGCUGGUCCCAUCUAGGCUACCAAAUGCAUCCCCUACUGAGGUUGUAAACGAAUGGUUGAGAACCAUACCAACAGAUGGAAAUAUGUAUGGCAUGGAGGAACUCAAUGAAAACUGUGAUGGACAGAAAAAUGGCCACAAAACAGAGGAAAUUAAUAUAACGGAAGAUAGUGAAAAAAAUAAUGACUCUGCAGCUGAGAAUACAAAAGACACAAAUGAAGGAGUUGUACCAAACGCAGAUAAUACCCGUGCCGAGAGAGACAAUGCCUCAAAAAUAUUCCACUCUUCUGUACAGGUGAUGAAAGUACUUUUAAAUCCAAAGCCUGACAGAUGUAACAGUUUACCAGAAAUUUCUCCAGUGUAUGGACGUAAACUAAGCACUUCAGCUAGAGGUCUUUUGGAUUGCCUUGUGAAGUUGCAGCUAAUAGACCAUGAUCCUAAAAAUGCAAAUGAAAAGGAUGAAAGAUACCAAGAGCUAAUGAAUAUUCUUAAAUCUCUUUGGCUUUGUGAUCCUCAAGAAAAUGAACAUGUAUUAAAGAAGGAUGAUCACCAUUCGGUGGAUGAUGAGUUCAAUCAUACGUCAUCCUCUGGUGUGGAUGUCAACAGUGGCUCCACCGGCUCUGGGAAGAGUAGUGAUGGUGUCAAUGGGUUUGUGUCUCAACCGCAUACCAGUGCAGAUCUGUUAGGGAAGGUACAAGAAGACUGUGAAGGUGAAGCAGAAGCACAUGCUCAGUGGACAUCUGAGAGAGAUGUAGAAGGAAUGUAUGAGGAAAAACAAAAAGAGGAUGAUCCAGCAACAGAUGACACAAUCAGAAACAAUGAUAGUCCAAGAGAACUACCUGAAACACCAUCCUCCUCAAACAAGAGUUCAGAAAAUGACAGCAAUGGCCAAAAAGUGCCAGAGGAAGAUGAAGCAGAAUGUCAAGAGGACACCAGUUCUGGCAGUCCUCCCCUUACUCAAAGAGAAAAGAUAGCUAAAAGGAUUUCUCAAGAUCCUGAUCCUGUCUGGGUCUUAACCUUACUAACUAAAAUAAAAAAGCAGUUCAUGAAACAUUAUAUCAAUGCAAUGAAAGAGUUUAAAGUCCGAUGGAACUUGGAUGAUAAUGAGCAGCUUGACAUGAUGAUAAGUGAAGUUAAAACAGAGGUCCACAAAAGAAUCCAAACCAGUAUAGACAGAGAACUGAGGAAAAUUCAAGGUCGAGCAGGACUACCAAGACCUCCUAGAGAAGCAAUGUCCCGUGAUUCAACAACACAAAUGGAAGAGAGAAGACGGAGGUUGAAGAUUAUACUCAAACAAUCAGUUGAUCCAGAAGCAGAAAAAAGUGAUGAUUCAGCAACAGGCACAUCUUACAGUGACCAGCGCAGUGAAAAUGAUGAAUACUGUCCAUGUGAAACAUGCUCAAAGACAAAAAUGACAUCUAGGCCGCCACUUCCUGCAGAAGUUAUGAAUACUGCACCUGUUGUCAUGGACUUCGACCUAAAGAGGAUUCUGGUGAUGAAGAACGGUGAUCCUGGCAAUCCACAAGCAAUCAACUGCACAUCACACUCUGAAAAUGAUACUAGGAUAAAAUCAGCAGAGACACUUGUAGAAAAAGUUAUUGCCAAUGCUGUAAGAGAAGUGGAAUGGGUUGAAGCACACCAUAACAGAGAAGAUGACGUUGCAGUUGUAGCAGAUGAAAAAGAAGCAGAUGAUGUGUGUCACCAUCUAGGUCAAGAAGAUCAGUCUGAAAACAAUGAAGUAGAAGAAGUCGAUACCAUCAAAGAACUGGCUGAACAGACUGUUGCUGAAGAAACAGUAAAAGCCUCUCCUGCAGAUAAGGAUGAAAUAAGCAUAACAGAAAAUGAGAGUGCAGACAUAGGCACAGGUGAAGAUGAAUCCAUGGUAGAGAACGAAGAAAAGUCAGUAGAAGCUGAAGCAGCUAUUGCUGAAAAUGAAUACUUAGAAGAAGAGAGAGAGAAAGCAGACACAAUUGGAGAUAUAAUAGAGGAAGAGGCUAAUGAAUCUACCAAAGGUAGAGAUGAAAAUACAACAGAAGAGACUGCUGUGGUUAUGUCAACUGAACACCAAUCUGACAAAGAGGAGGCUUUGGAAGUGGGGGCAGUUGAAGAGAGAAAAGACACCACCACAGGGGAUGAAUUGCCAAAACAACCACACGAAGCAGAUGAAGAUGAGACUCUUAUAGUAAAAGAAAUUAUGAUCACGAGUGAAGAUGAGUCUAAGGAAGAGGCAGAAGAAAUUUCAGCCGAGGAGUGUAUUGUGGUAGCCACAACUAAACGCAUACCUGACAAAGAAGAAGCAAAGAAGGGAUGUUUGACAAUGCAGCAACUGAUGAAUGCAGAGAAUGAUGACACAGCCACAGCUGAAGAAUUGUCAAAGGAACCAGCAACUGAUGCAGAAAUGGAAGAUGAAAUUGCUGUAGAAAGAGAGACUGCUGUCUCAAGUGAGGAAGAGACUGCUGAAGCCACCACUGCUGAAGAUGAAAAUACAGCGGGAGAGGCUGAUGUGGCAGACACAACUAAAGAUGAAUCUGACAAAGAAGAAGCUGUGGAAGCAGAGAUGGUUGAUAAUGAAGAAGAGAUUCUUGCUAUUGGGGCAGAUGAUUCUGCAGAAAAAAACGACACAUCAGCUGAUGAAUCAGCAAAGGAACCAGAAAAAGGAGCAACAACUGAAGAUGAGACUGCUGUCAUAAUUGAAGAUGAACUUCAGGAGAAGGCGUCUGAAGCCAAUACCGCUGAAGAUAAAAAUGCAGCAGCAGAUACCACCAUGGAAGCAACUAGUGAAAAUGAAUCUGACAAAGAUGAGGCUGUGGAAGAAGGGACAGUCGAUGAUGAAGAGGAGAUCCCUGCCACCAGUGGGGAUGAAUCUGCAGAUGAGAACUAUGACACAGCCACAGCUGAUGAAUCAUCAAAAUAUCUGGCUGAAGAGGCAACAACAGAAGACGAGAUGGCUGGAGAAAGAGAGAUUUCUGUUACAGGCGAAGAUGAAUUAAAUGAGGAGACUGUUGAAGAUGAAAUUGCAGCAGAAGAGACUGCUGUGGCAGCCUUAACUGAACAUGCAUGUGACGAAGAUGAAGCUGUGGAAGCAGGGGCAGUUGAUCAUGAAGAACAGAUUGAUACCACCAGUGAAGAUGAACUGAAAGAAGAGGUUGCUGAAGCCACCACAGCUGAAGAUGAAAAUGCUGAAGAGAUCACUAUGGCAGUCACAAGUGAGCAUGAAUCUGACAAAGAAGAGGCUGUAGAAGAAGGAACAGGCAGUGAUGAGGAAAAGCUUGCCUCCACUAGUGCAGAUGAGUCUGCAGAUGAGAACAAUGACACAGUCACUGCUGGUGAUUUAUCAGAAGAACCAGCUGAAGAAGCAGAAACAGAAGAUGAGAUGGCUGUAGAAAAAGAAUUCACAAGUGAAGAUGAUUCACAGGAAGUGACUGCUGAAGAUGAAAUUCCAGAAGACGAGACUUCUGUGGCUGCCACAACUGAAAAUGCAUCUGACAAAGAAGAAGCUGUGGAAGCAGGGAUGGUAAUUGAUGGAGAAGAGUCUGCUGCCACCAGUGAUGAUGAUUCUGUAGAAGAUGCCACCAUAAAUGAAGAUGAAACCACCGAGGACAAUGACGCCACAGGUGAUGAAAUGUCAAAGGGACCAGCUGAAGCAGCAACAGCUGAAGAUGAGACUGCUACUGAAAAAGAGAUGGAUAUCAUAAGUGAAGAUGAAUCAAAGGAGCUUGCACAAACUAACAAAGUUGAAGAUGAAUAUCCUGCAAAAGAGUCUGAUGAGGCCCCCACAUCUGAAGAUGAAUCUGACAAGGAUGAGGCUGUGGAAGAAGAGAUGGUUGAUAAAGGAAAACAGGCAGCUAGCACUAAUGAUGAAGAUGAAACUGCAGACAAUGAUGAAGCAACAACAGCUGAAGAUGAAAGUGCUAUGGAAAAAGAUGCUUCUGUCACAAGUGAAGAUGAAGCUGAAGAUAACAGUGCAGCAGAAGAUGAUGAUAUUGCAUCUACAACUGAACAUGAAUCUGACAAGGAUGCAGCGUUGGAAGAAGAGAUUCCAGUCGCCAAUGCAGAUGGGUCUGAGUCAGAUGACAAGGACACAGCUGGAAAAGCAACAACUGAAGAUGAGAUUGCUGUCACAAGUGAAGAUGAAAUGAAGGAAGAAGCUGGUAAAGCCACCACAGCUGAAAAGGAAAAUGCAGCAAAAGAUCUGGCAGACACAACUGAACAUGAAUCUGACAAAGAGGAGUCUGUAGAAGCAGGGACAACUGAAGAUGCAGAGGAAACUGCUGCCAGCAGUGAAGAUGAUUCUGCAGAAGGCAUGGAUACCACCACAAAUGACGACAGAACUUCGGAGGACAAUGAUAACACAGCCAAAGCUAACAAACUGUCAAAAACAUCCGAAGCAGAAACAUGUGAAGAUGGAGAAGAACUUGUAGAAGAGCAUGAUAAUGUAGAAGCUGAUCCUGAAUCUACAAUAGAAGAAAGCUCCAAAGCUUUGAGUGAAAGUGAAUCAGAGGAGGAGAACAAUGAAUCGGCCACAGAUGAAAAUGAAUCAUUAAACGAUGCAACAACAGAGGCAAAUGAGACCACAGGAGAAGAGGAUACUUCAAAAGUUACAAAUGAUAGUGAAUCGGGGGAAGGGCAUUCGGAAGCCAAGCCUGAAAAUGAGACCGCAGAUGAAACUAUAGGAGAAGAAGAGACUGCAGAAGAGGAUAAAGUGGUUACAGAUGAAAAUGAGACUUUAAGUGAUGCAGAACAUGUUGAAGUGGCAUCAGCUGAAGAGUUACAUGAGACGGAACCGUCUGAAAAAAAUGCAGAAAGCAGUGCCACUGAAGAUUUUGUUAAAGAAGAAGAACAAGUUGAAGAAGAAGAAAUUGAAUCUCAUGACCAGGAACUAGUAGAAGAUGAAACAACUGGAGAGGAAUCUGUAGAGGCUGAAAAUGAAGGGGAGGAAUCUGCUGAAAAUGAAAGUGAAAGCGUGUCUGGACCAACAGGUGAAGAUUUCACAGAGGCUCCAACAACAGGAGAUGAGACUGAAGAACAUGAAACAGCAGAGGAAGGUUUGGGAGAAACUGAAUUGGCAGGGAAUGAAAUUACUGAAAGUGAUGGCGGAGAAAAAUCUGGAAAAGAAGGUGAAUCUGCAGGAGAGGAGGUUGGAAAAGCUCAAACAGGAAGGGAAGAAUCCCCAGAUAACACAGGGGAUGAAUCUUCACAAGACGACCAACAGCAACUAACUGGAGAAGAUGAAGAAGUUGUAGAUAAUGCUGACAGUGAGUCUGAGACUAAUCCUGAAAAAGACGAACAAACAUGUGAAGAAGGUGACAUGACUGAAGAGUAUGGAGAAGAUGCUUUAACUGAGACAAAUAAUGAAACAGAAGGCCCUGAUGAUGUGAUGGAGCUGAAGCCAGAUGAGGAUGAGGAUGUGGAAGAAAUAUCAGAAAACAAUCAAGAAAAGAGAGAAAACAAACCAGUGGAAGUUGUAAAUGAAGAUAAUGAUGGACAGAGAGAGACAAAUGUAACACAGUCUGAAUGUAUCAGCAAUGGUAAUGAUGAAGACAAUGUCAAAGCCACCGAAGAAGAGGAGGAGGAAACUGAACCACCCAAUGAAGACUGGAGUGGAAACCAGGGAGAUUCAGCUGAUGGAGAAGAUGAGGCAGAGGAAGAUUCAGAAGAACCAGAGGAAGAGACUGAUGAUGGAGAGCAAAGUUUUGCUCCAAACAAGACAGAUAAUCAAGAGGCCACUGACAGAGCAGCUGGGGAAACAACAUUAAUCCCGUUUGACACUUUGACGAAAGUGAAUGCAGAAUCUGAGGAUGGCGCUUAUGCUGAUGUUGAAGAUUCAGAGACUGAAAUAACAAACAGCCAAGAAGAAGUUACAAGCCUCAAGUCGAAGAGUUCGAAAAAGAUUUCAUCUUAAAUUGACUCUGACUCUGCAAAUGCUCAGGAGAACUGAUAGAGAGUGAGAUGCAGGGGUAUGAUAAGGAGUCUACUGUAGAAAAUAACAAGAAGACAGCAAAUAAUAUUGAUGCUACAAGAACAGAGCAGUCUGAAGUCAUUCUUGUCAUUUUAAGCCAUAAAAAUCAAGAAAGCAAAAGGAUUGAUCUAGAUUAUUGUCACUUCUAAUUUGAUUUUAAAUUCUUGUUAAACAAGCACUAAAGAAAUACAAACCGUUUUUUGUAGCAUUUCUAAUGUUGAGAUCAAACACAUGCACAAUUCCUGAUCAUACACUGGUAUGAAAAAGGAAGCUUAAGGAAACUCUUAAAAACUUGAAUGUAUAUACACAUUAUGGAUGAGGUUUGCAUAGUUUUAUAUAACUAAAUGGGGCUUUUAUUUUCAUGAACUAUGAAGCCAUAGAUUGUUUGUUACGUAGUUCCCACUCUGAGCCUCAGAAAGAACAUGAGUGUUCACUAAUGUUAAACUAUGCUUUGUGGCAGAAUCUGCGACUUCCAUUAAUGACAUAAAAAUGUCAUGCAAGCACAUAUAUACUGUAGAUUUUCUUCUAAUUACUGCAGUACAUUUACACCAUUUUUGCUGCUUAGCCUUUUUAUGCAGGGUUAAGUAGGUCUCUGAAUAUGUUUUAAUUAAUCAAGAGUAUUAUUUAAAGGCCAUUUGGUUCUGAUGUUAAAAUUUAAAAUAAUAGUUAUAUUAUUUUUGUAGUUAAUAUUGUACUUUCCUGGAAAGCCAGAAAAUACUGAUAGUAUAUUAUUUUGAGUAAUUAACUUACUGUUACUGUUCAUGACAAUAUUGUAGUGUGGAUAUAAAGGACUGGAUAAUGAUUAAAUUGGUGUGAACAUCUUCACAAUUCCAUCGGGUAACUGCAUUAUAGCUUUAAUUGAUUUCUAUAGCAGAUGAACAUGAACAUAUCUGGAAGGUAGCAAAAGUCAUGGCAGGGUUUUAUG
This is a messenger RNA of Xiphias gladius (swordfish), 8560 nucleotides long. RefSeq names its product titin homolog. Gene Ontology annotation, biological process: retina development in camera-type eye; photoreceptor cell development; axoneme assembly. The transcript has 4 exons. The record is from RefSeq and is a predicted model, not a curated record. Gene Ontology annotation, cellular component: axoneme. Lineage: Eukaryota; Metazoa; Chordata; Actinopteri; Istiophoriformes; Xiphiidae. The coding region runs from base 100 to 7578 and encodes 2492 amino acids.